Molecule: messenger RNA, 1020 nt
Organism: Penicillium cataractarum
Lineage: Eukaryota; Fungi; Ascomycota; Eurotiomycetes; Eurotiales; Aspergillaceae
Gene: med6
Product: mediator complex subunit MED6
Exons: 3
Coding region: 1-1020 (339 amino acids)
Biological process (GO): regulation of transcription by RNA polymerase II
Cellular component (GO): mediator complex; core mediator complex
Molecular function (GO): transcription coactivator activity
Source: RefSeq, a predicted model, not a curated record
AUGGCGAGUCAGGCGGCCCCGAUGGAGGAGAUCAUCUGGAGAUCUCCCCAGCAUGUGCAGAUGAUGGGGGGUUACCUGCACUCCAACAACAUCCUCUUUUACUUCGCUGAGUCCACAUUCUUCGACCCUCAAUCCAACAAUGGCAUCCUCGCGACCCAAGCUACCUAUAACGAGUCCCUCCGGCACGUCGUUGAAACCCGCGCGACAUUUGAAGGAAAACUGAAGCAGAUGCAAGGCCUGGAAUUCAUCGUCUCAUUUGAUCCUCUCGAAGCUGCGGCCCAGUCGAACCCGAAUCGCUUCGAUUUCGAACCCAACAACAUCUGGGUGAUUCGCAAGCAGGAUCGGAAGAAGCGGAGUGGAAUGGAGGAUGAGGUGACGGUCAUAUCCACCUAUUUCGUGGUCGGCGACACUAUCUAUAUGGCACCAUCGGUCGCCAGUGUGGUCGGAAACCGAAUCUUGACCGCCGUCACGUCACUUUCGCGACUCCUAAAGACAGCAUCGACCUUGCCUACAUUCACCCCAUCCACAGGCCACACUUACCUACCACCUACAGCCCGCACCACGGAACCCGGUCAGCAGGCUUCCCAGCAGAGCAAGGAAAACACCCCGAUGCCCGAUGCGACUCAGUCCUCUGCCGAAACACAAUCAUCAGGCAAGGCCAGCCUCGGCGUCUCAACGACGAGCUCCACCUUCCAAGAUACACGAAACUUGGCCGAGGCAUUCCACCUGUUCACGCAAUACGGCGAGGAGUUCAUGGACGAGCAUCCUCUUACCGGAGAACCGGGCUCUUUCAUCUUGUCCCGAGUCGGCGAGAGUGAUCGUGCCGCUGGCGCCGCAGCGAAGGCUGCUUCCAAGGCAACCCUGGGCACGGGAAUGAAUACACCCUCUGGUGUUCGAGGUCGAUCGAGUACCCCCCAAGUCCGAAUUGAUACGCCGGGGAAAGCGUCGGAGAAGAGCAACUCCCCACCUAGCUCGGGCGAGAAUAAAGGAAAGAAGAAGAAGAACCGGGUUGCGAGCUGA